CAACAUGGACUACGAUUUCUCAAAUAAAGUAGUACUAGUAACUGGCGCGAGUGCUGGCAUAGGCGAGGCUAUAGCUCUCCUGUUCGCUAAACUUGGCGCGAAGCUGUCGCUGGUGGGAAGGAAUGAGGCUAACUUGCGAGCAGUUGCGGCCGAGUGCGAGAAGCAGAAGGGCGUGAAGCCGCUGGCGAUUGUCGCGGACCUGGGGACUGAUGAGGGGGUCCAAAAGACUGCUAAGGAGACUCUCGAUCACUUUAAGAGAUUGGAUGUCCUCGUGAACAAUGCAGCUAUUGGAGUCGCCACAUAUAUUCUGCACGACACAGACAUGCAGUUGUUCGACGAUGUGUUCAGGAUCAACGUGAGAGGAGUGUACCAACUCACCAAGUUGCUGGCACCAGCCCUCAUCGAGACCAAAGGCAACAUAAUUAAUAUCUCCAGCGUAGUGGCGACUAUGGUUUCUGUCGGUAGCUUGCCGUAUGGCAUGACGAAGGCUGCACUGGACCACUUCACUCGUCUCGUGUCUCUGGAGCUGGCUCCUAAGGGCGUCAGAGUUAACGCAAUUAGCCCUGGUAUCACUGUGUCAGAAUUCGUGAAGCGAGUUACCGGCUUUACGCAGGAGCAAUAUGUGGAAUUUUUGAAAACAUUCAGUAAGAAGAUCCCCAUGGGAGAGCCAUGUGUAGGAGACGACAUAGCUCGUAUGGUCGUGCACAUCGCCAGUGACCACAGCAGGCUGGUCACAGGGACCGUCGUGGAAGUGGAUGGUGCCUAUAGGUUCAGCGGUCCAACGCCACAAUCAGCUCUUAAUAAGAUUAAAUAAAGUGACCACUUAUUUAUAAAAAAAAAACCAUGCUUGUGAUAUUUUAUUAUUUUACAUA
Spodoptera exigua (beet armyworm) is the source of this 872-nucleotide messenger RNA. NCBI's taxonomy places the organism in Eukaryota, Metazoa, Arthropoda, Insecta, Lepidoptera, Noctuidae. The record is from the annotation of a GenBank genome assembly.